Messenger RNA from Atta colombica, 4358 nucleotides. RefSeq names its product frizzled-2 (gene fz2). Gene Ontology annotation, biological process: canonical Wnt signaling pathway; non-canonical Wnt signaling pathway. Lineage: Eukaryota; Metazoa; Arthropoda; Insecta; Hymenoptera; Formicidae. The record is from RefSeq and is a predicted model, not a curated record. The coding region runs from base 615 to 2939 and encodes 774 amino acids. Gene Ontology annotation, cellular component: plasma membrane. The transcript has 2 exons. Gene Ontology annotation, molecular function: Wnt-protein binding; Wnt receptor activity.
CGUCGUAGUAGGAUCGCGCGACUGCCGUUUGCCUACGGCCGCGCGCGUCACUUCUUUCUCUCGACUCUCGUCGUGUUCUCUCGUCAUUCCGUAAGCGAGCGAGCGAGCGCGUGCGCGCGCCGUAUGCUCCAGCAGUAAAGUAAUAUUUGGAGAAAUCGCUCCAUUGUGUGCUUGUGCAUAAACGCGAUUCGGAGUACAUACCAGUACAUAUCAAUACGCCCACCGCGACGCUAUCCAUGUGCGCGCGCCGCGCCGUAUGUAAACGCUGUCUGAUGUUUACGGAUCUGAUGUAGUGUUCUCGUCGUUCUCGAUCGCUCACUCGUGUUCUUCGCGCGUACACGCGCGCCUCUGUCCGGCAGCACGGCAAAGUGACUACCGACCGACGAACUGGUUCUAUCAUCGUGGAAUCGAGCGUGUUUUAUCAUCCGGCGUGUUUAGAAUCGAACGGGCCGGCCGGUGCCCGGUUUUUAUCAGGACACGAGGGACAAUGGAUUAAUUUUCACCAGGGUGCGAGCAGCUACCAGGCGCGGCGGCUUGGUCCAAGUUAUAAGCGGAGUGGAGCACAGCGGGAGUAAGCGAUAAAUCAAGACUGCCAUUAUGCCAGCUAAGCAGCCAUGAAUCGAGUAUCCUUGAGACCCGCGCGACGGACAAAGUUAUUUCCUACACGAACAAUGACGAGUUUGUUAACGUUACUUGUGUUCACGACGACGUUUUCUAAUGUAUUACCGGAAUCGGCAAUAAAUCCGGUGGGUAGUAUCGUCGGCUCAGGAUCAGGAGUUUCAUCCUCGUCCGGCAGUUCCUCAUCCUCGUCGUCAUCGGUGAUCGGCGUGGUGUCCGACAGUUCCAGUUCUAACGGCAACGGUGUUGGUGGUGUUGGAAACGGUAAUGGCGUUGGAGGUGUCAGCGGUAGUGUCGGUGGUAGCCAUUCCGUUAUAAAUGGAGGAGGUGGUGGACAUUCCGGCAUCGGAGGCGGCAACGCCGGCAACGGGAAGGGUCGAUGCGAAGAGAUCACAAUUCCUAUGUGCCGCGGUAUCGGUUACAAUCUUACCGCCAUGCCGAAUGAAUUGAAUCACGACACGCAGGAUGAGGCCGGCUUGGAAGUGCACCAAUUUUGGCCGUUGGUAGAGAUCAAAUGUUCAGCGGAUCUCAAAUUCUUCUUGUGCUCCAUGUAUGCACCGAUCUGCCUACCAGAAUAUACGAAACCACUGCCAGCAUGUCGCAGCGUGUGCGAGCGAGCGCGAACAGGAUGCGCGCCUUUGAUGCAACAAUACGGCUUCUCGUGGCCGGAGAGAAUGGCAUGCGAGCGUCUGCCGUAUCACGGUGAUCCGGAGAACCUGUGCAUGGAACAGGAUAAUCACACCAGCACUAGUACAGGUCCUGGUAGUAACGGUGGCGCAGUGAGCAGCGGUGUCCCAGGACCACCAGGGCCGCCAGCGCGGCCCACACGACCCAGCAAGACUUCGCAACCGGCCCGCUGUAAGCCGGGCAAGAAUCAAAAAAACUGCCAGCACCCCCCGGGGGAGAGGACGAGGGAUUGCGCGUGCAGAUGCAGAGCGCCCCUCGUGCCCCUGGGGGCGGGUGGUUCGGGGAUAUCAGGACCGAUAAGCGCCGUCAGCAGCAGCGUCAUCGGGACCGGCAACACCGGGGUCAACGCGGGGGCUGGUCUGGCCGGCAUAGCCGUAAGUGGGAUAAUGCCGGCGCCAGCACCGCCGUCGAUGGGAGGUAUCGGCCGAAGUAUCAUCCAGGAGAUCGCGGGGGUACAGAACUGUGCUCUACCAUGCCGCGGCGCGUUCCUCACCAACGAAGAACGCGAGUUCGCGGCCGUCUGGCUGGCGCUUUGGAGCGGCCUGUGCGCCGCCAGCACUCUCGUGACCGUCAUCACAUUCUUAAUCGACACCCAGCGUUUCAAAUAUCCUGAGCGACCGAUCGUCUUCCUGUCAGCCUGCUACUUUGUCGUAUCCUUGGGAUACUUGUCGCGGAGCGUGUUUGGUCACGAAGAAAUCGCUUGCGACGGUCCGGCUUUGAAAUCAGGCGCUCAGGGUCCAGGCGCCUGUGUCACUGUUUUUCUCUUGAUUUACUUCUUUGGUAUGGCUUCAUCAGUGUGGUGGGUAAUCUUGGCCUUUACAUGGUUUCUCGCGGCAGGUUUGAAGUGGGGCAAUGAAGCGAUAGCGUCGUAUUCGCAAUAUUUCCAUCUAGUGGCGUGGCUGGCCCCAACUGUACAAACGGUUUGGGCGUAUGUCGCAGGUGGCGUCGCCGGUGAUCCGGUAGCAGGAGUUUGUACAGUUGCUCCCGAGGGGGUGCGCAAUUUCAUCUUAGCACCUCUAUUCGUCUACCUUCUGCUGGGCACGACUUUUCUUCUGGCUGGUUUCGUGAGUCUCUUCCGAAUUCGAUCGGUGAUCAAACGUCAACCUGGAGCCAAGGCGGACAAAUUGGAAAAACUGAUGAUACGGAUCGGCGUGUUUAGUGUUCUCUAUACAUUACCGGCCAGCGUUGUGUUAGGCUGUCAUAUGUACGAGUCAGCUCUACGGGAUGAGUGGCUCAGUUCUCUAGCGUGUCCUUGUCAUCCACGAACAAGACCGUUAUACUCCAUUCUAAUGCUGAAAUAUUUCAUGGCUCUCGCAGUCGGCAUUACCUCAGGAGUUUGGAUCUGGAGUGGCAAGACGGUCGAUUCUUGGAAACGACUAUGGAGGCGUUUGUUCGGCGGUGAUCGCAGUCACAUGAGCGCCGGUGCUGGAAUGGUAGCCGGUGUAACCGGCGUCGGCAGCGGUAUCGGCAGCAGUAUUGGUAUCAAAGGAGUCGUAGGUCGAGGAAUCGCGAUGCCGUACCCAUCAGCGCCGGGUCCAGGCAGUGCUCUGUUGCCUCCAGGAAGCGUCGCCAGUGCGUCCCAACAUCAUCUACAUCACCAUGUACUCAAGCAACCCCCGCUUUCGCACGUAUGACGUCAUCAGUCUGCGGGGGGCGACAUGAAUACCGCUGGAUGCGUUGAGUCACAGCAGCAAGAGAGGCCUUCCGCCCUCAGCAAUUACGGGCCCAUCUAGCCCUUCGCCUCGGCCUCGCGCAGGCACAACGCGACGCCGCAUCCGGCGCCGCAUACGGCGCCACACACGCCCCAUUCGGCGGCGACCAUCUAUUCCAGGAGGUCGCUCGCGUCCACGACGGGGCCGCUGACGCCGGCGCAUGGCAUCGCGCCCUCCUACACGCAAGCUACCGAAGUAUGAAAGGUGAUAUCACAUGGAGGUGCAUAUAAGAUUGAACGAUUCAGCGGCCCAGCGUUUAAUGUCAACGGGCGCAUACUUUGCGCGAUGGACGAUGAGCGGUCGCGGUGCUUCUUGAUUACCCGAUAUACGUAUUAGCCUGUACGUGUCUUCUUCCGCGGGAAUCUCAAGGAAUCCUCUCUUCAGUUCGAAUCGGCGAUUUCUUCGGCGCCUUCAUCUUGCCAGUCGAAUCAAAGAAACUAUAUUCUAUGUUUUAUGAAAGGAUGAAUUUUGAUUGAUGGAACGAAGCGAUACAUUUUGAUAUUAUCGAUAGGGAGGAUCACUCGAGUGUCGCGGUAUAGUGAGAGUGUGAUUAGAAGAAAGAUUCAAUGAGUGGUACGCAAGAAUGUAUGUGCGUGCAUAAACGAUAAACGAUAAACGAUGAACAAUAUCGAUUGAUUUCUCUAUCUUUAUCCAUAUCUAUCUGUCUCUCUCUAAUCUUUCUUACAUUCUUGUAAGGCGGUGCUCGUAAAGCCCGUCAACGUGUCCGUCUAACGUGUAUCGUCUCGUCUAUUUAUCUAAUCUAGCCAUUAAAGAGCCGUGUUGGGGAUGUACACACGGAUGCAAUGCGUAAUACGCAAAAAAAAGCGGCAGCCUACUUUUUUCCUUCCCAGAAGAGAAAAAACUGCUAUGAUCUCUCGAUAUCGUGAGCUAUCCCUCUUUCUACGAGAUAUCCCUCUUCUUAUACUAAUUCUUUAUCACUGCCACCCUUCACGAUCGAAGGGUCGCGAAAUUGUGAAAGUAGUUUCAACUGAAAGUAGGUUGCCACUGCAAUAGAUGCAAUGAAGGAAAAACCAGUGUACAGGAUAAACGCUAAAGUAACAAAUUAGGCAGGAUGGACAACUGUAAAUAUUGUUCUUAGAUGUUAGUCGAUGCUGUAAAUAAAACGGUCGCCAGACUCAUUGUAGAGUAUUGAGGCGCAAAAGACGAUCACGCUUGUGGCAAAGGUUGUCAUUUCCUUUCACGGGCAGUUAUCAGACAAAACUCGUCGCACUUGAUGCAGACAGAAAAGUCCAUUAGUCCACGUUAUGCAACGUGGUAUACGCCGCUUUCGCCAAUUUUUCUCAAGAUAAUAUUCAAUUUCCAGUUUAUUGAAUAAUUACA